AUGAAGUUAGAGAAAAAGAGAAAAUUUUUCAAGAACACUCUGUAUUCAAAGACAGAUAUUUAUUAUAGAAAAGCUAAGGAAGAAGGCUACAGAGCCCGUUCUGCUUACAAACUUCUCUAGAUUGAUGAUGAAUUCAAAAUAUUCUAAAAUGUAACAAGAGCAGUUGACUUGUGUUCAGCACCUGGUAGUUGGUCCUAGGUUUUAUCGAAUAAGCUCUACAAGUCAGAUGAGGAACGUAAAAGCACUGAUUAGUUGAGAGUGGUCUCAGUCGAUUUAUAGGAAAUGGCACCUAUCGAUGGAGUAGCUAUUAUUCAAGGAGAUAUUACGACUCAAUAGACUUUAGAUAAAAUCUUAGGAGUAUUUAAAGGAGAGAAAGCUGAAUUAGUAGUGAGUGAUGGAGCUCCAGAUGUCACUGGAUUUCAUGAAAUAGAUUAGUAUUUGCAAGCCUAAUUACUGCAAGCAGCCCUUACAAUCACAUAAAAUAUGCUUAGAGAGGGCGGAAUCUUUGUUGCAAAGUUCUUUAAGAGCAGUGACUUAUCUUAUUUGUAUGUAAUGAUGAAAUAGAUAUUCAGGAAUGUAUAUGUAGUCAAGCCAUAGAGUUCAAGAGCAUCAAGUGCUGAGGCAUUCGUGAUUGGAUUGAGUUUUAUAGAAAAUAGCAGUCUUGUGCUCUCAGACUCAAUGAAGACACUCAGCAGCUAUGCUCAUAAUCCUUAAACAGUCAGCAUAAAAGAAGAAAAUAAAGAAGAAGAAGAUGAAGACGAUGAUGAUGUGCUAACAUUUUGA
Messenger RNA from Stylonychia lemnae, 783 nucleotides. Lineage: Eukaryota; Ciliophora; Spirotrichea; Sporadotrichida; Oxytrichidae. The record is from the annotation of a GenBank genome assembly.